This is a messenger RNA of Colias croceus (clouded yellow), 3951 nucleotides long. RefSeq lists its product as uncharacterized. The record is from RefSeq and is a predicted model, not a curated record. Gene Ontology annotation, biological process: asymmetric cell division; regulation of asymmetric cell division; establishment of mitotic spindle orientation. Lineage: Eukaryota; Metazoa; Arthropoda; Insecta; Lepidoptera; Pieridae. The transcript has 10 exons. Gene Ontology annotation, cellular component: apical cortex. The coding region runs from base 240 to 3830 and encodes 1196 amino acids. Gene Ontology annotation, molecular function: cytoskeletal adaptor activity.
UCGUAGUUGUCGAGUCGUGUGGAAUGCGUGUUGGUUGUUCACGCUUCGUUUAAAGUGCGUCUGAUAGCGCCAAUAUUCUCGCACGAGUGUAUUAAAAACGAAACAAAAACAGUGUGAAUAUAGUUACAAAGAGAAAAAUUGUGUCUUUCUGUCGUAAUGAACGAUCUUUUAAAUACUUUACUGGAUUUUAAAGAAGAAAAUUGAAGGUCCAUCAGAGUGCAGUUGUGAAAGUUUACACGAUGUCAAAUUUUCAACGAACAAGAAGCAAAGUGUGGUGGGGUGAUUCACCGCCUAAUGUAGGCAGCCCCGUAGCUGAACCAGGCUGGAACCAAAACAAUCGUCGGGAAGAUCAAGAUUGGGAGCCACAGCUGCCGCAUUGGAUCGCCAAUCAGGCUGAACAAAGGAACAAUAGUGAUGAUAACAUUGCCAGAGCGAACAAUGCUCCCAACCAGUGGCCCCUGCGGCACGGCAGCCCCGGCAGCCAUAAGAGUCAAGAUUCCGGCUUCUCAGACUCCGAUAGUUCACCACCGACAUCUCAGUAUUAUUCGUCUCCAGACAACUCAGAUAAAAAUAAAUCGUCUUGUAGUAGUGAUUCUAACAAUAAUGAAAAUAUUACAGUUAAACAAGCGAUAGACUUCCAGAAUACUUUACAGAGUAAAGAUGUUGUUGAUAGUUCGAAAUUAUUUAACAAUAAUUCAGAAGCACCUACUCCAAAACCUCGUUUACGAAGUAGUAGUGUAAUACAAACUCCUUACGACUUACAAAAAUAUUGUGAAGUACAUCAUGAUGAGGAACAUUUACAAUUGCUUAAAGAUAAAGAAAAUGAGGAUACAAGUAAAUAUCCUACUCCAAAGAAUAUUAAUACUGCAUCCCAGAAGGAUACCGCGAAAAGAACUAUAAAUAAAACGUUGAGUGAGAAUGCUAAUAAAUCUAUUAAUAAUAAAGUGUCUCCAAAUAACUUAAACAGUAUUGAAAAUACCGUAAGUGCAAUACACAAUGAUACCAAAGAUAUUCCCAUAAAAAAUUUAAAUAUUCUAAGCCCAUCCAAGAAAUAUCCUCCGAAGAAAUUUGUUUCCAGUACUGAUAGUGAUAGCACUAAAAUAAGUAAAGUAGCAACUGUCAAAGAUUUAGAAACAAGUAAAAAUAAAUCCGAUGACAGUUUAGAAUAUAUAAAAUUAUCCCAUAACAAUGAAAUUGCUGUUAACAAUCAACCAAGAGUACGGACACCUAUAUCCAAUGUAUCAUAUGUACCCACCGAAAGAAUUUUGGCAGCAAAACCUGAAUAUAAACGAAGUAUGUCUCAAGAAGAUGAUUUACCAAUUACAAGCACUCCUAAAUUCCAGAGGAAUAGAUUAAACCAAUCGUUAAAUUUUGAAGCACAACGCCUUGAUCAACAAAUAUUAGAUAUUCAAGAAGGAUAUCACUCCCUGGGUUACAUUGAUGAAGAUGAUUUAGAGCCUGUAAAGAAACAAUAUCCCAAAGAGCAGAUACAUAAGCCAACAAAGACUUUAUUAGGAAAAAAUAUACUUGAUAGUCUACACUUGAAACCAUCCAAAAAAGCAGGACCUAAAGCCAAACAAAGGGUUGCAGCGAAGGAAAAAUCAAAGGAGUUAAAAAUAUUUUCUUCUAAAAAGGACAAAUCACCCGUUGUCCAAAGUCACGCUGGAGGUAUUUUAGAGGGAAGUAGAGUACCAUCGUUGGGUCUACCGAGAACUAAAGAACAAGAUUCAUGGGUAAUUGUAGGUCAUCCAGUAAAAGAAAUGCUUAUACCGCAUUAUAAUGAACGGCUUGUAGCCACCGAGAGUGAUAUCAAUCUUCAAACCAGAGACAAUACUAAUAGCAAAGAUAGAUCUUUGAAACAAAGAAAAGUAACUCCACCUUUAGAAUUUCAAGACAAACAAAAAAUACCCUACGAUGCAAAUACAAAAGAAAACAAUAACUUAACGCAUGAUUCGAAAAGAGAGAAAUUAAAAGACGACGAAAUGAAUUUCUUAGACUUGCAAUUAGAUCUGGCAUGUUCAUCUACACCAAAAAUGUUAGCGCCACAAGACUACAUGAAUGGCGUCCGAAAUAGUAACAAAAAUAAUGUGCGUAGAGUGAAUCUUUUAGAAAACUUCAAUAGCGGGCUGGUUAUGAACAAUCAGAACGAGAUAUUGUACAGAGAAAGGAGUAUAGAUCAGACGACGUUGGAGAGGCUGUGCGAUCGGAGGCCGGAGCCGGUCCAGUAUUGGUUGUGCGACUUGGUCGGCUCUUGUGAGAACGAAUGUAUGACAACACUGCAGAGCAAGCCCUUGGGUGCGGAGAUGAAAGCGAUGGUAUCCGCUAGCUCGGCGACUAUUACUGGCAACAUUAAAAAAGUCCAGACGCACGGACAGAUAAUCGUGCAUCAAUAUAGCGAUGUGUUAAGGCAAAUGGAAGCGAAGAAAACGAGCGAGGAACAAAUAUGUUUAUUGGUAGCAAAUAUAAAUGAGUUCGUAUUAGCUCACAGUAUAACUCUCAAUACAAAACCGCCCGGGGAAACCCCGGAGCGGUGGGACAAAAUAAAAGUAUCUUUGCAGAUGUACUUGCAAAAGUUAAUAGAUAUAGGGGAAGAUGUAAAGAUUGAAUUGAACGAAUCAAAUCCAGAAUGGACUUUGGUUGACAAACAUUUGGAUACGUUGAUUGGAAUCUUUCUAGAAACUACGAAAGCGGUGCUGGUGCAACAGAUGAAGACUCUAGUAUCAAUAAUAGAAGAACCACCAUCCGACUUGAUACUAAAAAGCACGCUCACAUCCAUCGGGCAUCUAGCUAUGUUAAGCGACAACCCCGAGAACAAUCUUCACGAAAAAUGCUCAAAAAUCAUAAAGAGCAUAACAGAUCUACCGUUCGUAGACUGCGGGGUGCCCAGGGCUCUGCUGACGGCCAUUAUUGAGUCUAACAAGAGCUCGGUUAAAGCCCUAUCUCUUCGCGCCUUAGCCACGGUGUGCGUUACGGCGGAAGCGAUCAAGCAAUUCGAAGAGGGUGGUGGUAUAGAGAUCCUGUCCGACAUUUUAUCUGACCAAUCGAACCCAGAACCACAAAUGCGGGAAGCGAUCACGGUUCUCACUCAGAUCACGGCACCGUGGUUACGGGGCCACCAUGAUCUGACCCAGCUUCAUGUUUAUUUGAACACCAUUGUGGAUAAUAUUACUGCUAUUCUUUCUCGAACAGAGUGUUGUCAGCUGCUGUUAUUAUGCACAGCAUGUCUUGUGAACCUCGUACGGGAACUAGAAUUGGAGAAAGAGGAACAAAUAAACUGUGACAUCAUAGAAGUUAUCUCUCGACAUCGCACUGUCGAGCGGCUUCUUGAUGCAGUCAAACGCAGGGGUCCAAAUAUUUCUGUGUUCCUACAGGAGCAAACAGCCUCCCUCCUCGCAUCCCUUUCCCGCGUCACCCGCUACCUCCUCCAACUCUCCACUAUACCGGCCGCUAGUGUAGCACUGGUGUGUUUCACACGAGCUGCGCCUGCGCAUGCCCCGAGGGCGGCUGAGUUGCGCGCGCAGCACAGGUUGCAUUGUCACGCUGUGGAGGCUAUUUCUAGACUAGUCGUGGUCCCAGACGUUUCCCAUCAAAUCGUCCAACUGGAAGGCAUUCCGCAUCUUACCCGUCUGGUUAGGAUGCAGCGAACGCGGCCCCACGUCGAGUCCAACCCGGACCAGACGCUCAUACACUGCCUCAAAGCGCUCAGGACUCUAUACAAACACCACCCAGACGCUUUCAAAGAUUACCAGAAAGAUGUUGACGAAAUGAUCAGACCGCAUCUUAUGGAAUCGCUCAUGACAUUCUCGGCGAAGCAAGAAAGCUACGUGUAGAGUUUUAGUAGAGCGCCAUCUAUUGGCGGAUAGCUUUGGAGACUGAGUUUUUACUACUAGCAAUACUUUGACAAAUAUCAUUUUUAAUUUUCUGAGUUAUUAAAAAAAAGACAAUUUUUAU